Rotaria sp. Silwood2 is the source of this 318-nucleotide messenger RNA. The record is from the annotation of a GenBank genome assembly. Lineage: Eukaryota; Metazoa; Rotifera; Eurotatoria; Philodinida; Philodinidae.
AUGAUUAUUUUAAAUUCUUUACAAGAACUCUACAUAUCUAUCAUCCACAAACACAUCGAUUUAUCAAAAAUAAUCAAUAUCGUUAUAAAAAAAACCUUUGAUAUACAUCGUCGUGCUAUUCAUUACAAUGUUGGUGAUUAUGUUCUUAAACGUCUUACAGGUUUUCCUUCAAAAUUAUCAGCACUAUAUUCUCAUUCGAUGAUCAUCAUUAAACAACGACAUCCAACAUAUUUUAUUCAAGACCCAAAUGAUGAAAAAUUAUUCCAAGUACAUGUUUCUCAAUUACGUCCAAUUAAUUUUGAUCGAUUUGAUACCUAA